AUGUGGGAACUAAUUCUUGGGAAUAUGAAAUCCAGAUGUUCUAUGAAUUUGGAAUAUUCAGCACAGUAUUGUUUCCCUAUCAUCGUAAAUUCAUUCCAGAAGGCCCCAGCUAUCAAGAAAAAGAAGAAAUAUGGUUCAGAGCAUUAUCCCCAAGGAAACCUUAAACUGUCACACACAUGUGAGGUAUACUUUUUGAAACGGAAACCUUUCUUUAGUGACAUGAAUAAAAAGCAUAUAGAACCAAACAUUUUAUCAUGA
Messenger RNA from Lactuca virosa, 258 nucleotides. NCBI's taxonomy places the organism in Eukaryota, Viridiplantae, Streptophyta, Magnoliopsida, Asterales, Asteraceae. The record is from the annotation of a GenBank genome assembly.